AAAAACUAUUCGCAUUUUUCUUAUUUGGAUCCUCCCCACUUUCACGACUGUAUCGUCGCCAGGACCGGGAGUGCAGUCGCAGCGCGCGAUGUCGCUGAAAAUGUUUCGCAUUAAGUUCGAUCAUCCACAAAGACCGUACACAACCGGUGAAAAAGUUACCGGAACAAUAUUACUGAAUAAUACUGAAGAUAUAGUAACUACAGGAUUGUAUUUGUACGUGGAGGGUUGGUGCCAGACUUUCGGCUCAAGGCAGCGAACGAGAAAUCCGGGGUUCAAUUCGGAGAACCAUCUGAGCGAAAAGUAUGAGAUCAUAGUUCCCAAAGAAUCCGACACGCAACUGACACUGUGUGCGGGGUAUUAUGAGUAUCCCUUCGAUUUCACACUACCCACCUGCAUACCCAGCAGCAUCGAGCAUAAACGUGGAUACAUAAGGUACACGGCGAAAGCUGUAAUAAAUAUACCGUGUGAACCCGAUCAGGAGACCGAGUGUACGUUCAAUGUCGUUUCUCCUUUGGAUUUGAACGAGUACCGAGAAAAAUGCUCACCAAUCGACGAAGAAAUAAUCCAUACACUGCGCGACGCCUGUUUCUUUAAACCGAGAGAGCUGACUCUGCGUAUCAGAGUACCUCUGUCCGGGUUCACUCCAGGACAAUCGAUUUUCAUAACAGUUGACCAUGAUAAUAAAUCGAAAGAAACAUUCAUCGAGAAGAUCACAGCAAAACUGCUACGAGAGGUCACAUUCUAUAUAAGCUUGCUAGGCAACAGAAGAGCAGUUGAUACUUCGAAAGUCAAAUCGACUCUAGUCAUGGGACGUUUACCUAAAUGCGGACAAAGCAUUCUGCAACUUAUGGUGCCAGAUUUACCACCGUCAUACUUGCAGCACUGCAAGACCAUAAGCGUGGAAUACAUAUUGGCCAUCACCAUUCAUCUGUCAGACCUGAGAUGUAACAUUCGCAAGAAGUAUCCUAUAGUGAUCGGAACAAAACCGUUAAUCGUUAACCAAGAAAAUUCGACACCGAUACCAAUGCCAUAUGAUUCAGCUACCACCGCACCUGAUGGAGUAUUUCCAACUGCUCCACCUGGCAGUCCAUCGCCUACGAGUGAAACCACCCCACUUAAUGCGGAUAGGUCUAACGAUACCUUGCCAGUGACAAAGUAUCAACUUCCAGGUGACCAUUGCUUGACACGGAGGUCCAGCGAUAUCGGAUUUGCAUUGCCACCCGUUGCAUCGUCUGUUACGUCACCACAACACAGUGAAGUGCCUGAUCUCCAAGUAGAAUGGGUUUUAUAUCCAAUUAUUACAUUUAUAUACAUCGUGGUACCACUCAUGGCAAUUAUGCGCGUUGGAUUACUGCUUCUAGCAUUUAUACGAAUGAUACUAUUUUGAUAGAACUUUAUUUUUAUUAACACAAAUGUAUUAAAUUAAAUCAUUCAAUUUACAAAGUUGUUAAAUAUAUCUCUUUUCGUACGAUUAGAAGAGAAUAAAAUUGUGACAAUAAAAAAUGACAUUGUGUAAUCUUA
This is a messenger RNA of Megachile rotundata (alfalfa leafcutting bee), 1521 nucleotides long. Its product is annotated as arrestin domain-containing protein 17-like. NCBI's taxonomy places the organism in Eukaryota, Metazoa, Arthropoda, Insecta, Hymenoptera, Megachilidae. Gene Ontology annotation, biological process: protein transport. The record is from RefSeq and is a predicted model, not a curated record. Gene Ontology annotation, cellular component: cytoplasm.